AUGAUUAUAAAAAGAAUUCGUCAAGGUGGCAACCCUGAGCAUUGGCUGAUCCUGGCGACUGCCACCCCAUCUCGAGUCGCGCGUGACAUCGCGGGGGCCGAGGCGAGCGGUGGGCGGGCGGCGAGCGCGCACAAAAAACCGCUCGCCCGCUCCGCUCGUAAAGCGCCGGCGAGCGUAAUAAGCUCCCCUUUGCUUGCGUUGCUCUCCGUUACGUCACCAAAUUAA
Leptosia nina is the source of this 225-nucleotide messenger RNA. NCBI's taxonomy places the organism in Eukaryota, Metazoa, Arthropoda, Insecta, Lepidoptera, Pieridae. The record is from the annotation of a GenBank genome assembly.